Rotaria sp. Silwood2 is the source of this 1806-nucleotide messenger RNA. The record is from the annotation of a GenBank genome assembly. NCBI's taxonomy places the organism in Eukaryota, Metazoa, Rotifera, Eurotatoria, Philodinida, Philodinidae.
AUGCAAUCUCGACAACGUAAACUUCACAAUACUUCAUCGUUUGAAGAUCGCAUUAUAAUAAAUGUAUGUGGUGAUCGUUAUGAAACUCAUCGUACAACGCUUGAGCUUUAUCCAAAUACACUACUUGGAAAUCGUAAACGACGAAAGUUUUACUAUGAUAAAACACAUAAUGAAUAUUUUUUUGAUCGUAGUCGAUCAUGUUUUGAAGCCAUACUUUAUUAUUAUCAAUCACAUGGUCGAUUAAGACGACCAAACUUUGUUCCAAUUGAUAUGUUUCUCGAAGAAGUAAAUUUUUUUGAAUUAGGCCAAGAAGCUCUUAAUCAAAUACGAAAAGAUGAAGAUAUUAAAGAAGUUAAGAAAGUACGUUUACCCAAAAAUCGUUUUCGAAGACAUUUAUGGGCAACUAUGGAAUAUCCUGAAUAUUCGAUAAUGGCUAAAAUUGUCAGUAUUUUAUCAUUACUUAUGAUUCUUAUUUCAACUAUCGCUCUUGCUAUUGAAUCAUUACCACAAUAUAUAAAUGGCGACCAAUUAGUUUGUUGCAAUUCAUCAAUUAAUAAUUCAAAUAAUACAAAUGAAACAGCACAUGUUUUGAACGAUAGUGAAAAUAUCUGCAUGGAUUACCUUAGAUCACCAUUUUUUAUUAUUCAAACUAUAUGUGUUGCAUUUUUUACAGUUGAACUUGUUCUUCGCAUAAUAAGUGCACCAUCAUGUGUUGAUUUUGUAAAAAAUAUAAUGAAUUGGAUUGAUAUUGCAGCUGUUGUACCAUAUUAUGUUAAACUUGGUAUUUAUUUAGCUGAUCGAAAUAACCGAAUCAAUACAGUAACAGCUGAUGGUUUUCGUUUUUUACGUGUUCUUCGUUUUACACGUGUUCUUAAGUUUUAUCGUGUAUUUCGAAAUGUGAAAUCUUUACGUGCACUUGUAGCGACAAUUCGAGAAUCGCUCUUAGAUUUCUUUAUCAUGAUUAAUAUUUUAACAUUAUUAAGUUUUCUCUUUGGUACUGCUGCUUAUUUUGCUGAAAAUAAUCUAAAUGGUCAAGCAUUUGAUUCCAUACUUAAAGCAACUUAUUGGGGAAUUAUUACAAUUACAGGUGUUGGAUAUGGUGAUAUAACACCUAUCACACCAGUUGGACGAAUAAUAGCAUGUUUGUGUGGAUUAUGUGGUGCUACAACAAUUGGUAUGCUUAUAUCAGUUCUUGUUGAUCGAUAUCAACGUGUUUUUGCUCGAAAACUAUAUAUAAAUGAAGAUAUAAUUGAUUUUUCUGAUUUUUCUGAUGAUGAGCCUAACGAUGCAGAUUCUAGAGAUGGUUCAUUUCAAUUUGAUCAACGUUAUAGUACGAAACAAUUUGAAAAUCCUGAUGCAAGAGUGAAAUUAAAUUCCGAAUUUGAAAAGAAUGGUAAGCAUACAAAAUUGUCAAACAACAUUUCAUCAGCAUCGGCUAUAGAAGUUAUCAAUGAAAAUCCAAUGAAUCAACAUAAUAGUGGUGUUCAUUUUAUUAUUGGUUAUGCUGAUAAUGAGAAACAUGAAAAAUCAUGCGAUUUAUUAAAAACAAUAAGUUCUAUUGUUGCUCAAAAACAAUCUUCAGGUGAUAAUAUAGAAUUAAGUAGUAUAUCUAAUGGAAAACAACAAUCAAGUCCAUAUACUGUUAAAUUUCGUAUUUCCUUCUCGUCUAAUGAAGAUACAGAUGAUGAUGAUGGUGAUGAUGAUGAUAACGAAGAAUUAACUGAAAUUGUUGCUGGUCGUGGAAAAAGAGGAAAUGUACUAAGAAAAUUUAAAUGUCCACCCUCACGAAAAAAUACAAAACAAUAG